Molecule: messenger RNA, 1401 nt
Organism: Aegilops tauschii subsp. strangulata
Lineage: Eukaryota; Viridiplantae; Streptophyta; Magnoliopsida; Poales; Poaceae
Biological process (GO): DNA transposition
Molecular function (GO): zinc ion binding; DNA binding; transposase activity
Source: RefSeq, a predicted model, not a curated record
AUGAGGUUGUUCAAUGGUAAACAACAUGCUAUGGAUUCUAUUUAUGGUAACUCGCAGGAAAGUUUUCAAUUGUUGUAUUCAUUCAAAGGUGAAGUGGAGAGGACCAGCCCAGGUAGUAUUGUAGAUAUUGACCACCACACCGUGGAGUAUACAUUCAGGGGAGUGACAAAGACCAAGGAAUGCUUUAGGAGGGGUUUUGUCUGCUUUGAGGCUUGUCGCCGGGGUUUUUUGGCAGGCUGCAGGCCUUAUUUGGCUAUUGAUGCCACUUUUCUCACAGGGAGGUUUAAAGGACAGUUAGUAGCAGCUUGUGCAGUUGAUGCACACAGUUUUGUAUUUCCAGUUGCGUACGGUGUGCUGGAGACAGAGUCUGAGGAGAGCUGGACUUGGUUUUUGCAUAAUCUGCGCCGGGCUAUUGCACAUCCCAAUGGGUUGGUCAUUCAUAUAGAUGCCUGCAAAGGUUUAGAAGUGGUCGUGGACAAUGUGUUCCCUGGAGUAGAGCAUAGGGAAUGCAUGCGUCACCUUGCUGCAAAUUUCAUGAAGAAAUUCAAAGGAAAGGUGUAUACUGACAAUUUAUGGCCAGCAUCUUUGACUUGCAGUGUGAAGAAGCACAACUACCACUUGACGCAGUUAUACAUGAAUCCCAAAGUGAAAGAAUACUUGGAAACACACCACUCCAAGUUAUGGGCUAGAAGCCAAUUCAGUGAACUGAGCAAAGUUAACUACGUGCACAAUAAUCUAGCAGAGUCUUUCAACUCAAUGAUCCGGAAACUAAAGGGUCAUUAUGUGGUGGAUUUGCUUGACAGGAUAAGGAUAGAAUACAUGCAGAAAUUUCAUUAUCGUGCAGGAAUAGCCGAGGCAAAAUACAUGGGCCACAUUAUCAUCCCUGCCGUGAUGAAUGAACUGAAGCAGAAAACAACAGGCUUGGAAAUGAACAUGACUCUUUGUUCGGGUACCACAGCAGAGAUAUCAUAUUUGGAUAAAGAGAAGAGGGAAUGGAGAUAUCCAAUGGAUUUAGAAGCUAAAACUUGCAGUUGUAGGCAAUGGCAGAUAACUGGGUUGCCAUGCAUUCAUGCCUUGUUUUUCAUCACUUCUCUCCCAGGUCCAGCAGGGAACAUACAGCAGUAUGUGCAUGAUUACUACUCUAUUCCAAGGUUCAAAGACACAUAUGCGUAUGCCUUGCCUGCUAUGGAGGGAAAACAACAAUGGGACAUGGUGGACCCUGGAUUCAAGCUUUGCGCUCCAGUUCUGAAGAGAGCAGCAGGUAGACCAAGGAAGAGUCGAAUCAGACCUCGCAGCGAAGGAGCUGGACUUGGAGCGAGGAAGCGUAAGUGCACAAGGUGUGGUGGGUCUGGUCAUUUCGGUAAGUAUUGUGAUAACACAGUAGAUCCAGCGUUCUCAUAG